Leishmania mexicana MHOM/GT/2001/U1103 is the source of this 204-nucleotide messenger RNA. RefSeq lists its product as uncharacterized. The transcript has a single exon. Lineage: Eukaryota; Euglenozoa; Kinetoplastea; Trypanosomatida; Trypanosomatidae. The record is from RefSeq and is a predicted model, not a curated record. Bases 1 to 204 code for a protein of 67 amino acids.
AUGCGUGCCAUCGCGUGCACGACGGAGAGCAAGGCGAUGGUGGCGUCCUCAGAGGCCACCGCCAAGAUGGCUGAAGUUGUCACGCCAAAGGUGCUGCGCGGCUGGCGCGGCGCGUCGGCGAUCACUGGACGACAGAGGAGCGAGAUCGUCCACGGCGGCCGAGCCAGCGGCAGCGAGCAAGAAAAAGCGGCGGGAGGCGGCUGA